AUGGAGAAGAGAUCGUCGAUGCUGUCGUCGGCUUCGAGAGCUCCGAUGAAGCGGGGAAAGUACGUCACCAUGUCGAUGGCGAAGAAAGCUGCUAUCGUCAAGCUCGUUGAAAGUGGCCGAUCGCGGGCAGAAGUUGCGAAAGAGUUUCAGAUUUCCAAACAGACUCUUUUGGACUACAUCAAAAAUAAGCAAAAGAUUUUGGAGGCAGCGGAAAAGUCUACUGGAUCUCGUCAGAAAAAUGUAAGCCAAGGCACCUACCCAAAGCUCGAGGAGGCCCUUCUCGUAUGGCUGAAGUCAACAGUGGCCAGCAAGGUUCCCGUCUCCGGGGGCCUCCUCAAACAAAAAGCUGAGACGAUGGCACUUCAAAUGAACAUUGAAGGAUUUAAGGUCAGUGACGGCUGGCUAAGAAACUUCAAGAAGCGCUUUGAUCUCAGUUUUAAAAAACUGUGCGGCGAAAGUGCAGCUGUUGACCUGAGCGUCGUUGCGAACUACCGCUCUGAAAAGCUACAGUCCCUUUUACAGGAGUACUCGCCAGAUGAUACUUUCAACUGUGACGAGACCGGACUUUUUUUUAAGCUGAUGCCAGAAAAGACUCUUGCCUUUGCUGGCGACCCUUGCCAUGGUGGCAAACACAGUAAGGAGCGAGUUACUGUACUUAUCGGUAGCAAUAUGUCAGGCACAGAAAAACUGCCGAUGCUCGUCAUCGGCAAGUCGAAAGCUCCGAGGUGCUUCAAAGGCUUGAAGUCCCUGCCUGUUUUGUACGAGGCCAACAAAAAAGCCUGGGUAACUCAGCAGAUUUUUGAAAGCUAUGUCAGAAGACUAGAUCGCAAAUUUGAUCUAGAAGGCCGCAAAAUUUUGUUGUUUGUCGACAACUGCGCUGCACACGGGCACAUUAACAACUUGAAGUCUGUGCGCGUCGAGUUCUUGCCACCGAACACAACAAGUGUCCUACAACCGAUGGACCAGGGUGUUAUACGCACUCUCAAAGUGAACUAUCGGUCACGUUUGCUUUCGCGUGUGGUGGUGUGCCUCGACAGUGGAAAAGUCUACUCGGUCGAUUUGCUUGGAGCACUCAGCAUGCUCGCCGAUGCGUGGAAGUCGAUCUCAUCAACAACACUGCACAACUGUUUCCGCCACGCGGGAUUUGUGUUGAAUGGCGAGUCGGCCGCCUUGGACGAGGACAGCGUCCUCGAGCAGGUGUCUGGAAGUGAGCAGCUCAUCGACGACCUUCGCACUGCAGGCAUCGAGAUUCCCUCAAAUGUCUCGUUUUCUGAGUUUGCCCGUGUGGACAGCGAGUUGGAACUGUGCGCUGGGCUCACAGAUGAAGAAAUUAUUCGCCAAGUGCUUGCGGAGUCUGAGAGCGACGACGACGACGACUUACCUGCAACAGCGCAGCCGACGCAAGCUGAGCGGCAAGCGGUAGCAACUCUUUCGUCGGCUUACGGCGACUCGACGACUCUCGCCGAAAUUCAGGCGGACCUGCUCACACAGAAGCGAAGCAUGGUUCAGAAGAGGAUUAAUCACUUUUUCCACCCUCUGGCACAAUAG
Messenger RNA from Dermacentor silvarum, 1548 nucleotides. RefSeq names its product tigger transposable element-derived protein 4-like. The transcript has a single exon. The coding region runs from base 1 to 1548 and encodes 515 amino acids. Gene Ontology annotation, cellular component: nucleus. NCBI's taxonomy places the organism in Eukaryota, Metazoa, Arthropoda, Arachnida, Ixodida, Ixodidae. The record is from RefSeq and is a predicted model, not a curated record. Gene Ontology annotation, molecular function: DNA binding.